Colossoma macropomum (tambaqui) is the source of this 924-nucleotide messenger RNA. Its product is annotated as oocyte zinc finger protein XlCOF19-like. The transcript has 3 exons. Lineage: Eukaryota; Metazoa; Chordata; Actinopteri; Characiformes; Serrasalmidae. Bases 1 to 924 code for a protein of 307 amino acids. The record is from RefSeq and is a predicted model, not a curated record.
AUGGGCUACCACACUGUUAAAGAGGAAAGUGAGGAUAUCAGCGUGAUGGAGGCGACUGGACUGAAGACUGAAGACCAGGAGAUGGACAAAGAAGAGGUUUUCAAAGACGAGAUUAAAGAGGAGCACAAACCAGAAGUGAAGCCAUUUCAAGAAGCAUGUAGUUCACAUAAAUCUCAUCAAAGUCCAGGAAGAAGCAUCAGCGAUUCCUCCUCUCACCAGAAAGAUCACCCGAGAAUUCAUGGAGAAGACAUUUUAAGCUGUUCACAGUGCAAGAAGAUCUUCAUUUCCGAGAGAGCUCUGAACGCCCACAUGGGCGUACACGAAGGAAUGAAGCGUCACCGGUGCUCUCAGUGCGCCUCCAGAUUCUCACGCUUAUCAGACUUAAAACGACAUGAGAAAACUCACAUUGGAGAGAAGCUUUUCAGUUGCUCCCACUGUGGAAAGAGUUUUAGGAAGUCGAGUCACCUUAAAUCUCACAUGAUGAUUCACACUGGAGAAAAGCCGUUCACCUGCUCUGAGUGCGGAAGAGGUUUCCCACAAAAGAGCUACCUCAAAGCCCACAUGCUGAUUCAUGCUGGAAAAAGCCCGUUUACCUGCACUCAGUGUGAGAAGAGCUUCUGCACUGCGAAAGGUCUUGUGUAUCACAUGUACAAACAUACAGGGCACAGACCUCACCAGUGCUCUCAGUGCGGGAAGAGCUUCAUACGAAUCUCAGACUUAAAGCUACAUCAAAAAAUUCAUACUGGAGAAAAGCCUUUCAGCUGCUCUCAGUGCGGGAAGACGUUUGCUAGAUUAUGCGCCCAGACAGUCCACAUGAGGGUUCAUACGGGAGAACGACCUUUCAGCUGCUCUCAGUGUGGAAAAAGCUUCAAGCAGUUAACUCAUCUAACAGCACACCAGAGGAGAAUCCACAAAACUGUCUAA